This is a messenger RNA of Suillus subalutaceus, 504 nucleotides long. RefSeq lists its product as uncharacterized. Bases 1 to 504 code for a protein of 167 amino acids. Lineage: Eukaryota; Fungi; Basidiomycota; Agaricomycetes; Boletales; Suillaceae. The record is from RefSeq and is a predicted model, not a curated record. The transcript is spliced from 3 exons.
AUGGCACCCAUGGUGACUCCCAAGCUCCAUGUAAUCACGCACAAAGGGCAAAUUUUUACAUCCUUAAAUGUGUCCUCGCUUCCUGCCACGAUCCCUCCUAUCCCUCGACCCUGGAAUCCCAUACUCGAAUCCGAUUCUUCAUCCGACAGCAUCAAAGAUGCAUUGACCACUCAGUGGGCUUACGAGACACGCCCAUGGUUUCCCCUUAUUGCGGCAUGCCCUAAUUUUGAUGGAGCUGUCUUUGCAUGCCUCAAUCAUUUGCUCUACUCUUUGCCCAUAGAGUCUACACCCGAUGGCUGCUAUAUCUUGCGUGGAGAUGUUUGUAAACAUGCAUUUUCCUUGGUGUGGCCAAGCCCCCAGACCUCUCAAAGACUAUGGGUACCUGAGGUCCCAUGCCGAUGCGAGGUUGGCAAAGAAGGUCGCUCUGAGAUCUCGCGACAUAUUCUUAGGGAUUUCAGCUCUCUGCACAUACUUCAUUAUGGCACGCCGGUAUCGACCCCAUAA